This is a messenger RNA of Mycena citricolor, 2895 nucleotides long. Lineage: Eukaryota; Fungi; Basidiomycota; Agaricomycetes; Agaricales; Mycenaceae. The record is from the annotation of a GenBank genome assembly.
UGAAAACCGACGCGCUGGGAUCGCGGAUGCAGUUUAUGCAGUCGUCCCGCACCCUGAGAUCUCAUCUCUCGGAGACAUCCUACCGUCAAGCCCGUCCCAUCUUCCCUGAGACGACCCAGAAAUUCUGUUUUGAUCUCUCUGCGAACCGACUCGGCAGUGGGAGAACUUCUGGCAUCUGCUCUCGACCAUCUAUGGUACUGUUGUCACUCGAAACGGCUCUGGACAGACAUAAAUAGCUGCGAGGGCCACCCGCGAGUGCCCUGUCGAUAAUCAGCAGACCAGGGGAGUAGCAUUCUGCCGGUGCCGCAGCAUUCUUGGUGCUCUCCACCAGGGUCGACUCGCAGGCCGCCCGCAAGCUCCGGGCGUGUGGCAAAUCACAUCGACCGUCCACGGGGCCGCAGAUCAUCUCGAACGAGGAAUGCCUGUCUGUUCUUUUCUCGGGCCUGCCAUCCCAGAGCCAGGCACGGCCUCGGCCGCGUUGACGAUCGCUCGCUGCUGCCGACUAUCGAUAACGGACGCAGCCGCUGCCGCUGCCGGCGAGGAAGGGAAGGCAGGGGCCGCUCUCACGCGUCGCGCGAUCCCUGGCAAUCGAUAUCCUGCGCGCGCGAACACGAUCACGCUGUGUGUUCUUCCAGGAGACUUCCAUGUUCAAGAUCCCAGCCCAAAUGACCGAUUCGUCGUCGGGUGCCGCGUGGGCACUGCCCGGUGUGCUGUGGUGUUAGUGUGUUGCGGUAUCUGACUACUUAUAGCGGCAUCACCACAGGGCAGCAGAGCACGGACAGGGCCACAGAUCCUGAUCCAGCGGACAGAUUCUCAGGUCCAGAAACGAUCGUCGCGGCAGGCCUCUCUGGGUUUCUCACAGGACGCUCGCUGAUUCCCGUCCAGGCUCGUCGUGCUCUCCGGUCCGAGACGCAUGUCGUCAAUUGACAAUCGAUUUCAUAGACCGUGGUACAUACUUAGCAGCAAUAUGUAGUAGUUUGAGUACCUACUGUCCUGACAUGAACUAAGUGAUGACAACGUCAAGCCAAACAUGCGAGAUCAGGCAGUGACCUGGAGGCGACACCCCGCCGGCGAUAUCUCUCGACCGUCUUGGCACGCUCGAGGACAAACGAGUGGGGACACAACGCGAUCCAGGAGUGUCGUUCCGCGGACGGACUGCGAGGCGGUGCAGCCCGAGAAACGAAGGCGGCCGGCUCAUCUGCCAGCGAAUACGUAGCAGCCCAGGUCUCAGCCCCAUCCAGAUCCGGCAGAGACUCCAGCGGCGAAUCGAGCGGGAUCGACACAAACGAAUCGCGGCCCUCUGACGCGGCCGAGCGUAUCUCCGCGUACAUGUCAUCCAGCGACGAAAGCAGCUCGUUGAUGACCACCGCACUGGAUCGCGAGCUAUCGGAUGUCCCGCGCGAACUGCUGGUUGAGCCGGACUCCCGCUUGACGAUGGACAGCGGCUCGACGUGUCCCAUCCCGUCAACCGGCAGGGACGUCGAAGGUGGAAUCGUCGGUGUCCAGCGCUUCGUGAAGGUCGCUUUCGGGGGCAUCGGGAACGCAAAGCCCGCCCAGCUAGGUAGCAGCGACUCGUUUGGCCCCGUAGUGCUCGCUUCUCGGGGCUUCUCGGGACCUCGUAUAGCACUGUUACUGUUCCUGCUGCUGCUGCUGCAUUCGUCCCUCCCCACAGGAGCCAAGACAGCGGGCUCGGCUUCGACAGACAGCGGAAAGGUACGACACCGCCGAAUAGGGGACAGGCUGUUCAGCUCGGUGUAUCGGGGCUGCCGACGGAGGCUGUGGAUGAGCGAAUCGCGUGCGAGUGGCAGCGGAGGAGCCGCAUCGGGCCUAGCAGGAAUGGUGAUUGACUGGGCGAAACGUCGGCCGUCCGGGUCUCUGGGCAUGACAGUCUUUGCAGACAGAGAAGGACUCGUCAUCUCCGGAGGAUCGAAUGGAGGAGAAGACGACAGCGGUCGAUGCACUUGGCCCGCAGAAUGCUGUUGCUGUUGCUCCUGCUGCUCCUGCUGCAGCUGCUGCGCCUUCGAAGAACCGCUCGAAGAACCGCUGGAGCCGGUGGGUGAAUCCGGUCGGAUACCCAUUUCGAAUGGAUGCCACCCGUUCUGGGCCUUUCCCUCUGCGAUCGCAUCGCGAGCUUCUUUCGAGAUGUCGAGAACUCCCUCAAGGAUAACGGGCUGGCCCUGGAUGACCUGCUGUCCGACACGCUGUGGUCUGGUGGCACUAAAGCGCUUCUGUCUGCUCCGCCGGAAUCGAGGAAGGAGGCUGGUGAUGGUAUCCAUGAAAGGAGAUGGGCCUGCGCUGAACCAGACAUCAGGCGGAUACCCGAAACUUGGCGCAUGUCUGACAAUGGGUACAGGAGAACAAUUUGAUCCCGCCGUUUUCGUCGGGACCUGACGAAGUGCCCCAAGACGAGAGAGAAGUCGCAUUGUAACGCCGCAGUUUCUGAAGCGAGGAAGACAAGUGGCAUUGGUGUACAGAAUGUUACGUGAGGCCUAGGGCUGCACAUGAAGGGCAUGGAUGGAGCGGGAUGGUGCACGCACAGAUAAUACAUAUGGAUACAGACUCUCAUCACACCUCCUCUACUACUACUCGCGAUCCAUGAGAUCCGGUGUCGAAGCACAGGAGGAGAUUACUCACUUCGCCAUUGAUGAUGUCGUGAAUGGACGCCUCCAGUGCAUCGACGCGCGUCGACAUCUGAGACACUAAGGAGGACAGUGAGAGAACAUUCUCGGAUGCAGAAUACCGUAACGCGCGCGCACUUCUUUCGAGGAUCUGGCUCGACAUCUCAUCGAACUUGGUAUCCAACUGCUCAAGAAGCGACUCCACCUGGCAGCAGGGGUAAGAGACAUAAGCAGGGCAGCAACCGUCCACUCCUCACGAAAGCUGUCAGUUCGUGGG